Molecule: messenger RNA, 3583 nt
Organism: Hemicordylus capensis (graceful crag lizard)
Lineage: Eukaryota; Metazoa; Chordata; Lepidosauria; Squamata; Cordylidae
Product: RING finger protein 39-like
Exons: 4
Coding region: 1403-1891 (162 amino acids)
Source: RefSeq, a predicted model, not a curated record
GAUCGGCCACCUGGGAGGGCGGGUGGAUGGUUGGCGGCGGCCGCGGAGGCAAUAUUUGGGCCAUUUAGGCCUUUAUUCAUGUGGGGGGGAGCGGGGAAGGCGGAUUCGGCCACCUGGGAGGGCAGUUGGCGGCGGCCGUCGCAGCGGGAAACAUUUGGGGCACUUUUGUCCAUUUGGCCAACAUGGCCGCCCAUCUCUGGGCGGCCGUGUCUUUUUGGGCCAAUCUGGGCAUGCGCUCUGCGCAUGCCCAGAACGGCCCAAAAAGACAAGGGGAGCACGGACGCACACUUAAGGCUUUUAUGGUAUAGGAUACUUGUAUGUACCCCAAAGGAAGAGGAACUCCCUCCCCCUUCCUAACAUCAGAGAAUCUGGAGGGGAACUUAUUCUUGGAUUCAGGCAACUCGGGUAUUAUUUCUUACAUUGCCAUACAUGACACCUUUUUUUUCCUUCCUUCCUUCCUCUUUGUAAACCACUUGGGGCACUUUUGUUGGAAAGCGAUAUAUAAAUAUUCGUAGUAGCAGUAGCAGCAGCAGCAGCAGCAGUAGUAGUAGGCAAGCACUAACAUAGAUAGAAGUUAAGAGGCUAAGCCAGGUCUGCGCAGCGUAAGACCCAGGGGCCAGAUCUGGCCCUCGGGGACUUUUUUUGCUGGCCCGCAGGUAGAAAUAUCCUGCAGCAGCAGCAGUGGUGAGUCGCUCUUGGCCUUUCCUGCUGAGCAGCAGCUGUGACUUAAUGCAGUUGGCUGCUUGAGACUCUUGCCCUGGGUUAGAGCCCACUGACACCAUUUCAGCCCUCUCUUUCCUCUUGCUUUCCCCCCGACUCUGAUCCUUUGCCCCCCCCUCACUUUCAUUAACAUUUUUUAUAAUAAAUUUUAAUAUAGUAAUUAAUGUGCUGUGAAAAUUGGCCCUGCCCGCCCCCCCCAAGUCAAGGGUGGUUCCGGCCCACCGGGGCAUUUGAGUUGUGCCCCUCUCCGGCCUAGGCCCUGGUGCUCCCUGACUGCGCUCAUGGGUUUCAUUUCUGCCUCCCGCACCCCCCACUUCACAAUUCCCAAGGCAGAGCUCCAAAGCUGAAGGGGCAGAGUGAAGGUGGGAAUCCUCAGCACUGGGGAGGAAACCCCAUUUCUGGCCCUGGGCCCUCCUCUCUCUGGGCCUCAGAGCUGCAGCCUGUCAGGUGACAGCAUCUUCCCAAGAACAAAACAAACCCGUCUUCCACCCGGGAGGCAGUUCCUGCCAUAUUUCGGUGCAGACAGCCAAGUUGAGAGUGGAAGAACUGGCUCAUUGUGCAAGAGUUGUUUACCUGGAAGAGGAAGAAUGCUCCUCCCCAGCCCUCCCUUCUCCCCCGCCCCUUUGAUAUAAACGGCAGUACUUAGCAAGCAUCCAGCCACAAAAGGCAGCAGACACACACCAUGGAAGGCAAAGGGCUCGUGGCUGAGCUGCGGAGAGCUGCUAUCUGCCCUGCCUGCAGGGGUCACUUUAAAGAUCCGGUGAUCUUGGACUGCGAUCACAGCUACUGCCGGGCUUGUAUUACCCGCUACUGGGAGGAGGCGGCUGCAGCUAGGAAGGGCCAGAGUGUGUUCUCUUGUCCCCAGUGCAAGACAGUCUUUGAGAGGAAGAACCUCCGGACCAAUGUCAAGCUGGCCGUGGAGGUCAAGAUCACGCAACACCUCAAUGCCAAGACAGCCCAGGUGCCCCUUACCACCAAGUCCAGGAGGCGCCGCGGAGGGUGGACUCCCGUUACCAAGAUCUCGGAGGAAAAGGGUUGUUGUGAAGAUCAGCAUAACAAUGUACACUCUUCUGGGCUCCUUGGAGGAAGAGCAGGAUGUACAUCAGGGGAUCAGAGAAGCCUGCAGAUGUUAAAGUGGCUUGGAAGCCUCCAGUCAUCUGUUUUCGCCUGAAUCUUCUGGACAUUCAACCUGGAGCCCCUCGGAGCAGUAUUUCCUGCCUGCCAAACCUUGAAAGAGUCAACAUUAUCAGGCAAGCAAGUUCUCCGGCUCAAGCUGCAGCAUGGAGGCAUCUGGAUUUUGGGAGGGGGAACUACAAGCUAAGCCAGUAGGCCUGAAGAUCUGGACUUGAGGAUGCAUUUGCAAGAGCUAGAAAGAACCCUAUCCAAUAGGGCUUAACUUUGUAAAAUGAAAAAGAAAAAAAGAGGUGCCAGGGCUUCUCAGAAGCUUUAAGCUGCAGUUACUUCAUUGGGCGGGUGGAGACUCCUUACGCUCUGUACAUGCCCAGAGUUCCCCUUUAUUAUUUCUUCAUGUCUUCGGUGACUGAACUCUGGCACUGAAAACAGGUUCCGGGGCAGAGCCUGUCGCUAGUGAAAAUUAAUCAACACCCUCAUGACUGAUUUGAGCAGAUUUGGCUUGCCAAAUUGGGAGGACUGGCUGGUUUUGCUUAAGGCCAAGUCUUCAGAACCUUUACAUGGCCUCCUGGGAAAAUCUCAUCUUGCUGCCUCUGGAUGCCACACGGUACUGGAGAAGACUUCAAUACAAGCCAUUGAAUGAAGCAGCAGAUUUAGCAGCCCAGACACUUGGCCUUUGGAGAGGGAUUGUUGAUUCUCUAGGAUACUACUCUGGGAUUGACACAGGGAACUGGAUAACCUGAUAUCUCCUGUUGCCAUGGAGUGUUGUUGCAGAAGAGUGUGAUUUUGUGUGUAAGCACUGUAUGCAUAUUUUAUUUCAGCGUCCACUAGGAGGCAGAAGGGAAUUCAAACACAAUGGCUCAGCCAUCUGAAUCUCAAUGGCUUUCGCACCUAAUUCAGGGAGACGGGAUGACUCCCUUACCUCUGCUUCCUGUGCUGCCUGACCCUCCCCUGUUCCAUCACUGAAAUCUGUCAAUCUCUGACCUCUCCCACUAUCACACUGUUGUCUGCCUGACAUAAGACUGCAUGUCCUUUAAGCAAGGACCACAUUGCCUCUUAGCACACUGUCAGCAUUAUGUUAAAAGUUGGGUGGCAGUAGUAGUAAUAAUAAAUUCAGCAUGAACUGAUGUUUGCUGAAUAACAUCAAAAUGUUUGAGUGUUUAGUGUAGUCAUUUCUUAAAUGGUGGAACUGUUUGUUUCUAGUUAAGAGCAUAGAAACUGGAGAAAAGCUAGGAUGGUAAAGAAAUGGAGAGGCUCCAUUUGUCUCUAAUGCAAGCCAGUGUCUAAACUUAAAGCAGGCAACACCUGAGGUGGGAAACAGGAAGUUUCUUUCCCCCUACUUUCCCCAUAUCCAUAAAGAAAUCUAUCUAAUGAACAUGUUUUCUUUUCCCAACACCCAUUCAGUGUUCCCUGUAACAGAGAUUCCCAGAUGUUGUUGACUACAGCUCCUAUAAUCCCUAGCCAAAGGCCAUUGAUGCUGGGAGUUGUGGUCAACAUCUGGGAAUUCCUGUUACUUGGAAUACUGCACCCAUUCCCCCUCCCACAAUACUGUGUGCUGUUCACUAGUUUGUACAAAUGAGCAGCUUCACAAAGCAAUUAACACCAAAUUAUUUUUGUUUUUAUUUUGUGGUACUAUAUAACAGCUUUGUGUGUGUGUACAUGUAUUCAGUCCUUAAAUUUAAAAAAAGGGUGGUAUUGUAAAACCAAGGGCAAAUAAAAACUGCCAAGCAAA